AUGCAGAGCGGAUCCAAGUCAUUGUCCUCGCUCGCUACGAACGGAGCUGAGCGUAGCACCAGCAGCACAGCAGUUCACGUCGAAGUACGCUUACGUCCCGCCUCUAUGUCUAGCGAUGAGCAGGUGCGACUUGAAGUGAUCUCGUUGCUGACGACUCGGCUGACAACAUUACAAGGCGAGACCGAGCUGAGUGAUUGGACUAGCUCGCCCUUCCUCGCUACCAACGUGGACAGGAUACGGAUUGCCGAGCUCGCCCCAUCGUCCACAUCGUCCGCUACAGCGUCGGUCUCAAUCUCAGAUGCUUCAAUUCAAGUUCAUGUAUAUCAACCGCCCUCCUCGGACAUCAUCGACGAGUUUUCCGCCGCAGACCCAAACGCCGAUGAUCCAGACGAUACCACGGCAGCCUCGGUCUCUGAGCUACCCAAUCGCACACUAGACGGUGUCUGGGACACUCUCAUCUACCCCGACAACAUCAAAGCUAAACUGCUCAACUACAUCUACACCACCCUUCUCUUCUCGGACGCUGCAGUCGAUUUCAACCUGGUCUCUUGGAACCGCGUCGUCUUGCUCCACGGUCCGCCUGGAACGGGCAAAACCUCAUUGUGCAAGGCACUUGCCCAGAAACUCGCCAUUCGUCUCUCGCAUCGAUACUCGCACGGAAAAUUGGUCGAGAUCAAUUCGCAUUCGUUGUUCAGCAAAUGGUUCUCCGAGUCCGGUAAAUUGGUCCAAAGGCUGUUCAGCAUGAUUACCGAGAUGGUAGAGGACGACGAUGCAUUUGUGGUGGUUUUGAUUGACGAAGUCGAGUCGUUAACCGCGGCAAGAAGCGCUGCUGCUCAGGGUAGUGAACCUACAGACUCGAUACGUGUUGUCAAUGCCUUGUUGACGCAGUUGGACAAGUUGAAACAUCGGAAAAACGUGUUGAUCAUGACAACCUCGAACAUGACCGAGUCUAUCGAUACGGCGUUCAUCGACCGAGCCGACAUCAAGCAGUAUGUGGGACUGCCACCGGCAGAAGCGAUCUAUUGGAUUUUGGAGAGUUGUCUAACUGAGUUGAUGAGGGUAGGAUUGGUGGCCAAGAUGACGUUGCCGACUUUUCACGCGAUCGUCAGCGAGCAGGGUGCAAAGAAAGCGGAUCACGACGAGGUGCAGAUGGUAAGCGCAGGAAACAGAGCAGGCUGGAAAUUGCUGCAACUCGCCCAGAGCUGCCAAGGGUUGUCGGGCAGGUCGUUGAGACGGCUGCCCGUGCUUGCACAUGCGCAUCACAUCGGCACAGCACAUGCGCCUGUCGAUUGCGAGGUGUGGCUCGAAGCGAUGGCCAAAGCGGUGCAAGAAACCAGUAGGGAAGGUGGUUCUUCCGACAUCAAGGAGCUGUAA
Mycosarcoma maydis (corn smut) is the source of this 1374-nucleotide messenger RNA. RefSeq lists its product as uncharacterized. Gene Ontology annotation, biological process: meiotic recombination checkpoint signaling; reciprocal meiotic recombination. The transcript has a single exon. NCBI's taxonomy places the organism in Eukaryota, Fungi, Basidiomycota, Ustilaginomycetes, Ustilaginales. Gene Ontology annotation, cellular component: chromosome; nucleus. Bases 1 to 1374 code for a protein of 457 amino acids. Gene Ontology annotation, molecular function: ATP binding; ATP hydrolysis activity. The record is from RefSeq and is a predicted model, not a curated record.